Molecule: messenger RNA, 972 nt
Organism: Peromyscus eremicus (cactus mouse)
Lineage: Eukaryota; Metazoa; Chordata; Mammalia; Rodentia; Cricetidae
Exons: 1
Coding region: 1-972 (323 amino acids)
Cellular component (GO): membrane
Source: RefSeq, a predicted model, not a curated record
AUGAAGCCCUCUGCAGACGCGCUUGAGAUCAUCUCCUGUGCCGUUCUCAUCCUCGUGAGCUUCGUCGGAAACGCGUGUUUAUUUUAUUCCACAAGCAAGUGCAUCACGGGGGGCCUGCAGACAUCCUUUCUUCUCAUUAUCAGCCUUGUGUUUGUCCACCUUAUUAAAAACCUGGUGGUGAACAUCCUCAAGAUCGUUUACUCUUCUGGUAUCUUGCUGGAUUCAGUUGGCUGCAAAGUUCUGCACUUCACUGCGGCCCUGACAACUUCCCUGGCCAUCUGGUUCAUGUUACACUUUGCGCUCCUCUACCUCCGGAAGCUUUACCAAAUUGUCUACCCCUUGAGCGGGGCUGCAAGCCUGAGCCAACAGAAGUACUCCUUGAAGGGGGUUUCUGCACUUUGGGUGGCUGGUGUGGCGGUAUACAUCCCAGUGCUGGUAUAUACUAGAAAACCAGAACACCAGAAUCCUGGAAAUGAUACAGGCUCUUUGUCUACUAACAGAAUUUACGUGGAUUGCUUGACUGGCUUUGGAAACGAGCAGGUAGAGCUUUACUACGGGAAAAUAUUUUUAGUUUUGAUUGAUAUUCUUCCUUUAGCUAUCUUAGUCUUUGUCUGUUUCUGGAUGGCUUUCCUUCUUUUAGAGAAGAAAAAGAUGACAUAUGGUGACAUCUGGAUUGGAGACGAUGAUUCAGAAACCGAGGUCCUUCGAGGGGCCAAAUUCAGUAUCUUGUUAAUGUUGCUGAUCACUCCGCUCUGGAUUUCUCACUUUAUCUUGGUCUAUUUCUUGAAGGACUUGGCAGUGUACGCCUUUAUUCCAGCUGUUCUCACAGCCCUCUCCUCCGGCUUCUCCGCUCUGAGUCCUUUCCUGCUUAUGUUGGUUAAUUACAAAGUGAAGUUGGUGUCCUUCUGUGGUGUCAAACAGGAAAAGUCCACACCACAGCCUGCAGAUGUCAUUCUCUCCCCAUAUGCUUAA